AUAAUUCAAUUUACCAUCUUUCACUCUUUCUCCAUUAAAAUGGCUUCUACUUCUUCUCCAACUUUCACCUCUCCAUCCACUCGAUCCGGCGGCGGCACGAAACCUCACAUUUAUACAUUCUCAAACGCUAACUUCGGUUCUCGAUUCAAUCAAUCCAACAAUCUCAAUCAUCUCCCGCUCUCCAGUUCCAAUUCCCUCUCAAGGACUUUCGAUUCCGCCUCGUGUCGCUGUCGCUGUCGCAACAACAGUAACGACGAAAUUGAUCCAUCAGAUGAUUCGCCAGUGCACGACCGCUGCAAGUCGAUCAUCAGUCAGGUCGUAACGAACGCGAUUCGGAAGCUGGAUAAAUAUUUGAAUUCUCAUAGGAAUCAGUUAAAAGAGGCAAGAGAUGAGGAUUGGGAUUGGGAACGCUGGUCUAAGCAUUUUGAUGAGGUUGAAGAACAGGAGCGGAUCGUAUCAGUUCUUAAGUCACAGAUAACCCAUGCUAUUGCUAGAGAGGAUUACCAAGAUGCUGCUAGACUUAAAGUGUCAGUUGCAGCAGCUGCUACAAAUGAUGUUGUUGGCAUGGUGAUCUCUCAUCUAAAUAAAGCAAUUGUAGAAGAGCGAUAUCAGGAAGCAUCUUUUCUAAGAGAUAAUGCUGGAGCAGGAUUGGUGGGUUGGUGGUCUGGUAUCUCAGAAGAUAACACCGACUCUUAUGGCCAUAUUAUUCGUAUAAGUGCUGAACAUGGAAGAUAUGUGGCAAGAAGCUUUACUCCAAGACAACUGGCAACAGCUAUGGCUGGUCUUCCAAUGUUUGAAAUCUUUCUUACAAUUAACAAGAAAGGUGAAUACAAGCAGCAGGUAGUGUAUCUAAGUCCAUCAGGAAAACCUCAAGAUGUUCCAGUCUCAUCCAGGGGUUCUACUAGGACCUCAAUUCCACUUGAUUCUUAUGAAGACAACAAUAAUCGGUUUGCGAGUCCAGAUGACAAUGGAGAUAGCAAAGAAGAUACUGAUUCGGACAUAACCGAGGGAUUGUCUAGUUUUGAGUCUCUUUUGCGUGAUAUAAUACCAGGUGAGGAAGUCAAGGUUUUGAAAGUAACCAUUUUUGGGAUGUUGGAUCGAGAUGUUUUAUCUAAGGUAGUUGAGCAGUUUAUUGAAGAAGAGGAGGACGUGGAAUCAGAAAUUAUAGAUACCGGAGAUGAAGAUAAAGAUGAAAGUAACCAAGACCAGGGUUAUAUAGAAAUGGAUGCUGGUGAUGCGGUUGUAGAUAAUGAGGAGCAAAAUGAAAUUUCAGUAAAGGUGGUGCUUGGUGAUGCUCUACACAAAGUCCCUAGUAAUGUGCUUACUAAAAAACUGAUCCGAAUACCGGCUAAACUGGAGAGAAAAGGUAGAAUGGCGUUUUCAUUCUCUAUAGAGAAGAAUGAUAAGCGACAGAGAAAUGCAACUGAAAAAUCUCUAAAAGGUAAGCGAUCUAAGCUUCAAGGUCAACGCCGCGUAGACCAGAUAAUGGUUGACCUCACAAAAGUCUUAGGUAGAGGAAAGGCACCAAUGAAGGUACUUAGAGAUGUUGGUAAAUUGAUAAACCGCGCUCUUAAUCAGGUUCAGAAUCAUCAAGUGCUCUCUGGUUCAACUACAUUUAACAGAAUUGAAGUUCCAAUGUCUGCUGAUCCUCUGAAUGGACUAUAUAUUGGUAGUCACGGGAUCUAUGCCUCAGAAAUCAUUCAUCUAAGGCGCAAAUUUGGCCAGUGGCAAGAUGUUGGCUGCUCAUCAGAGCCUGAAGAUCUUCAGUUUUAUGAGUAUGUAGAAGCUGUCAAAUUAACCGGGGAUCAUUUUGUCCCUGUUGGUGAGGUCGCUUUUCGUGCUAAAAUUGGCAAAAGAUAUCAGCUUCCUCACAAGGGGAUAAUUCCCGAAGAAUUUUGUGUGGUUGCCCGAUAUAGAGGACAAGGCAGGCUUUCUGAGCCAGGGUUUAAGAAUCCUCAAUGGGUUGAUGGAGAACUUGUUAUUUUGGAUGGAAAGUACAUUAAAGGGGGACCUGUUGUUGGAUUUGUGUAUUGGGCACCUGAGUAUAACUUCUGGGUGUUCUUCAACCGGCUUAAGUUGCAAGACUAGUACAUGAAAUAGUGCUCACUCUGUCCAUUUUAUUUUUGGCCAUAGAGAUGUGUUUUGCUAGAGAGGUUUUAAGGCAGGUAGAAUACAACUUAGACAAAGAAUGUAUGAAGUGGGAAGGGUUUAAAUAAAAUACUUUGAGGAAGGAUGGUUUCGGCAGAAUAGGUCAAACUCUUUCCUUAGUAGAAUUAAACGAGUAGCUGGAUCUUCAUAUUUUGGGGAAGGUACAUACAUAUUCUCUUGUUUUUCUUCUUCUUCAACAUAUUUGGUAGUAAACUGUUCAAUUUAGUGUGUUUUUUUUUAAGUUGGAAAUGUAAGAAGAAAAUAAGAAUCACCAAGUUUGGUGUUUGUUUAAUAAGAUCUUGUAUGAUAUUUAU
Molecule: messenger RNA, 2462 nt
Organism: Impatiens glandulifera
Lineage: Eukaryota; Viridiplantae; Streptophyta; Magnoliopsida; Ericales; Balsaminaceae
Product: protein EXECUTER 1, chloroplastic-like
Exons: 13
Coding region: 40-2088 (682 amino acids)
Biological process (GO): response to singlet oxygen; singlet oxygen-mediated programmed cell death
Cellular component (GO): thylakoid membrane
Source: RefSeq, a predicted model, not a curated record